Molecule: messenger RNA, 1173 nt
Organism: Paraphaeosphaeria sporulosa
Lineage: Eukaryota; Fungi; Ascomycota; Dothideomycetes; Pleosporales; Didymosphaeriaceae
Product: HET-domain-containing protein
Exons: 2
Coding region: 1-1173 (390 amino acids)
Source: RefSeq, a predicted model, not a curated record
AUGAGGCUAAUCAACUGCUCGACCAAGAGAUUUGAAGAAUUCUUCGAUGAAGAGGUACCUGAAUACGCUAUUCUCUCACACACCUGGGAAGGGCAUGAGAUCUCGUACAGCGAGUACAAUAACGACCUCUGGGAUCAAACUCGAAAAAUGUACCCCGAGGCAACAGAAAAGAUAACUGCCACGAUAGCAAAGGCAUCUGAGUACGGCAUAAAUCAUGUAUGGAUAGACAGUUGCUGCAUAGACAAGAGCAGUUCAGCCGAGCUGAGCGAAGCCAUAAACAGCAUGUAUUUGUGGUACAAGAAGGCAGAAGUCUGUUUCGUUUACCUGAGCGACUUCUACUGUUUUUCGCAAUACGCACGACCGAGAUCUCAAGGUUCUUGGUCUGAGCCGCUUUUUGAGGCAGUGGCACUCCGUCGUUGCCGAUGGUUCACCAGAGGAUGGACAUUGCAAGAGCUGCUUGCACCCAGCAACGUCCACUUCUUCGAUCGCCAAUGGAUGUGCUUUGGCACAAAGCGGAGUAUUUCGCUGGAACUGUCCGCUAUCACUGAGAUACCAGGACCUGCUCUAGAAGGAAAAGUAGCCGAGCACACGUACUCGGUCGCAGCCCGGAUGUCCUGGGCAGCUCACCGUGUCACAACUCGGGGUGAGGAUAUCGCGUACUGCUUGUUCGGACUUUUUGGUGUCAACCUUCCUUUACUCUACGGCGAAGGGGCAACACGAGCGUUCCUGCGACUUCAAGAGGCCAUUAUACAAAGGACUAAUGAUCUCACCAUAUUUGCAUGGCAGCACGCUGAAGCAACGGUGCCUGAGUUGUCUCGAGAAGCCUGCAGUAUCCUAGCGCAGUCACCACGCAACUUCGAAGAUUCUGGUGACAUUGUCUGCAACGAUCUUACAGAUAAUCCGGAAUACUCUGUUACGAAUAAAGGCAUAAAGUUCAACAACUGGAACUUUGAACGGGAUGGGGAUGACCCAGAUACUUUUGAAGUCCCCUUGAGUUGCCGCAGGAAGUGGUACACGGAAACAGGGUCACUACACAUUACGUUGGAGCGUUUGAAAGACAGCGUAUGGUAUCGAAGCAAAAAUGAAACCUUCCAAUCACACAAACUCUUUCUCAAACCUCUCCAUCGCCGAGGAAGUACCGCGGCCCUAUGGUACUUCUACAUCAUGACUUGA